Molecule: messenger RNA, 1391 nt
Organism: Maniola jurtina (meadow brown)
Lineage: Eukaryota; Metazoa; Arthropoda; Insecta; Lepidoptera; Nymphalidae
Product: spermatogenesis-associated protein 17
Exons: 2
Coding region: 138-1220 (360 amino acids)
Biological process (GO): spindle organization; mitotic cell cycle; establishment of meiotic spindle localization
Cellular component (GO): spindle pole
Molecular function (GO): protein binding
Source: RefSeq, a predicted model, not a curated record
ACUAUGCUGUCAACUUGUUCAACAACAAUCAACAAAGUAUUUUUGCUUUGGUUACCAGCGUUAAAUUAUCUUUGCCAAAAUUAAAAUGCAAAAAUAGCUGGACUUAUGACUCUACGUCCAAAUUAUAAAAGAUUACAAUGGCAACCAUGCAGCAUCUUUUGCCAUCACCACUUGAAUUUUACGCUGAACUGCAAGAGAAGGCAAACCUAGCUGAGGAUAGGCGUCUAAAAAGAUUUCUAGCAGUAAGGACUAUACAGCGUAUGACAAGAGGUUAUUUAAUCAGGAAGCAUAUUGCCUGGUUAUCCAAGAAUGCAACGAUUAUACAGUGUGCGUUCAGAGUUCAUUUAUCACGUAAAAUAUACCUAGCAGCGUUGCGAAGAGCUGUGAGGAACAAGCAUGCCAAGUAUUACGCUCGAGCAGCUACGAGAAUACAGGCAUUAUGGCGUGGACACUAUUCAAGACGCACUAAGUUCUGCUACCGUUCCUAUAGAAGAUGGCUUGCCACUGUUAAAGAGCGUGGAGAAAGACGAGCUGCAGAAGCAGCUGAGUUUGGUAUCAGGAGCCGGGCAGAUGAUCUGCGUAUUCUAGAAGAAGAGGCAAGACAGUGGCUCGCAUUCGUCGUGUUCAAACUGCACCAUCUACUUAGAACGUACGUAUGUGCCGGCGUCUACUCUGAACCCGCGACUACAGAACUCUCAGAGUUUGAAAAGCUUCUUAAAUCUAUCCAUUACACUGAGUACAUGAAAAGACUCAAGCGAAAAUACAACGAAUUCGUCAGAAAAUUUCGCCCGAAAUUCGCAAAUAAGAGACUGUUUCCGAUUAUAGGCGAUGGUGCCGACUACUGGUAUCUAUCGUUGCCCGAAAUGUAUGAACUGACGAAGCCCAUUAAUAAGACGGUGGAUACAAGACAUCUGGAUACACAUCAUGGUCCUUUACAUAAGAAGCCGUUUCUCUGGAAGAAGGUACGACCGCCCUCAGUGUGUGAAAAAAGAGGGCCGUUUAGAAUAUCUACAUCUCCUAAAAUAACAAAAGUGACGAAAUCGCCACCCCCACCAGCUCCCACUCCCUGUGGUGACACCAAACCGUCCAAAGAUCCACGAUUUCAUCUCUAUGUAAAGUACUACAUUCCGCAACCUGAUCUUUUCGAUUAUGUGGACUUCCACAUCAAUGUUUUGUUAGCUAGGAAGUGCUCCAUUCAAAAUAUAAACAAUGAGUUUUGAUCAUUUUUGAAACCCACGAAGUGCUCGCUAAUUUUUUGCAAAUAUCACAAUGGUCUAUUUAGGAGCAUUUCGUACAGUCAGCAUCUAAAUUAUUGUGUUUACUUUCUUACUUUUUAGUAGAGCUAAUAAUUAAAAUUCUUUAAUUGAAAAUACGCAUUUUUAUUCAAAAAG